Molecule: messenger RNA, 2946 nt
Organism: Colletotrichum karsti
Lineage: Eukaryota; Fungi; Ascomycota; Sordariomycetes; Glomerellales; Glomerellaceae
Exons: 7
Coding region: 1-2946 (981 amino acids)
Biological process (GO): intracellular protein transport; clathrin-dependent endocytosis
Cellular component (GO): membrane coat; AP-2 adaptor complex
Molecular function (GO): clathrin-cargo adaptor activity
Source: RefSeq, a predicted model, not a curated record
AUGUCGUCCGGCGGAAGCGGCUUUCUGGGCCGCUCGACCAGCAACAACUCCAACAUGCGAGGUCUGGUCCAGUUCAUUGCGGAUUUGAGAAACGCGAGAGCCAGGGAGCUGGAAGAGAAGCGAAUCAACAAGGAGUUGGCCAACAUUCGUCAGAAGUUUAAGGAUGGAAACCUCAGCGGAUACCACAAGAAGAAAUAUGUGUGCAAGCUCCUCUACAUCUACAUCCUCGGAUGGAACGUCGACUUCGGCCACCUCGAAGCGGUCAACCUCAUUUCGGCGAACAAGUACUCGGAAAAGCAGAUCGGAUACCUGGCUAUGACCCUGUUCCUGCACGAGAAGCACGAGCUGCUGCACCUGGUCGUCAACAGUAUACGAAAGGACUUGCUGGAUCACAAUGAGCUGUUCAACUGCCUGGCCCUCCAUGCGAUCGCCAACGUCGGUGGAAGGGAGAUGGGAGAGGCUCUGAGUGGAGAGGUGCAUAGGCUUCUCAUCUCGCCCACAUCGAAGGCAUUCGUCAAGAAGAAGGCGUCGCUCACACUGCUCCGUCUCUAUCGCAAGAACCCCGACAUCGUCCAACCGCAAUGGGCUGAGCGCAUCAUUUCCCUCAUGGACGACAUCGAUAUCGGUGUUGCGUUGUCCGUUACGUCGCUUGUUAUGACGCUUGCUCAGGACAAUCUCAACCAAUACAGAGGCGCGUACGCCAAGGCUGCUGCCCGGUUGAAGAGGAUCGUGAUCGAUGGAGAGUACACUCCGGACUACCUCUACUACAAGGUUCCGUGCCCGUGGGUUCAGGUUAAGCUCCUGCGCCUGCUGCAGUACUUCCCUCCGUCAGAUGAUACACACGUUCGGGAGAUGAUUCGCGAGUCGCUGCAAAAGAUCCUGAACCUCGCAAUGGAGCAGACCAAGAACGUACAGCAGAAUAAUGCGCAAAAUGCUGUUCUGUUUGAAGCCAUCAACCUGAUCAUUCACCUCGAAAACGAAAAUGCGCUUCUCAAGCAGAUCUCAUCCCGACUCGGACGAUUCUUGACUUCUAGGGAAACGAACGUCCGUUACCUGGGAUUGGAGGCGAUGACGCAUUUGGCAGCCCGUAUCGACACUCUGGAGCCGAUCAAGCAACAUCAGGAUGUCAUUAUCGGGUCUCUCAAGGACAGGGAUAUCAGUGUGAGGAGGAAGGGUCUCGACCUCCUUUACAGCAUGUGCGACUCUUCGAAUGCCCAGGUCAUUGUCGGCGAGCUGCUGCAUUACCUCCAGAAUGCCGAUUUCGCGAUCCGAGAAGAGAUGGUGCUCAAGAUUGCCAUUCUUACCGAACGGUACGCCACUGAUGUCCAGUGGUACGUGGACAUUUCACUUCGUCUGAUCGCCAUGGCGGGUGAUCACGUAAGCGAUGAGGUGUGGCAGCGUGUCAUCCAAAUUGUGACGAAUAACGAGGAGCUGCAAGUUUACGCGGCCCAGCACUCCUUGCAAUACGUCAAAUCAGAUCACUGCCACGAGACGUUGGUCAAGAUUGGAGCGUACAUUUUGGGAGAGUUCGGCCAUCUGAUUGCCGACCAGCCCAAGUGCAGCCCGAUCGAGCAGUUCAUGGCUCUCCAGAGCAAGGUCGCCGCUUGUUCCUCAAGUACACGGGCCAUGAUUCUGUCCUGCUACGUCAAAUACGUCAACCUCUUCCCCGAAAUCAAGCCCCAGCUUCUCAAGGCAUUCCAGGUGUUCAGCCACACGCUCGACUCCGAGCUCCAGCAGAGAGCGUGCGAGUAUCUGACACUCGCGACAAUGCCGACAGACGAUCUCCUUCGAACGGUAAUGGACGAGAUGCCGCCGUUCCCCGAGAGGCAGUCCGCGCUGCUUGCUAGAGUGCAUCAGAAGCACGCCAACACCAGUGAUAAGAGAACCUGGGUCGUUGGCGGCAAGGAUGCCAACGCAGACGUGCAAGAGCUCAAGAUGGCCAAGGAUGGUGGGCUCAGGCGGACUUUUAGCACAAACGGCAACCCUCCAGCAAACGGCGCCAACGGAACGAAUGGCCAUGGAAAUGGCGCAAACGACUUGGCUGGUCUUGACAUGUUGAACAUCGGCCCUGCCGAACCCAAGACCAAGGCCCCCAACCUGGCGAGUGCAGCUCACUUGUCACCCAACUGGGAGGUCGGCUACAACAAGCUGCUGCUCAAGGGCGAAGGUGUCCUGUACGAGGAUGGCCAGAUCCAAGUUGGUGUGCGAUCCGAGUACAGAGGACAGAUGGCUUGCCUCAUUCUCUACUUCAAGAACAAGAUUCCCACGGCACUUAGCUCGUUCACAACAACACUGGACCUCGAUGAAGCCGAGAAGGGCAAGCUCACGUGGGACGUCAAGAACUUGCCGGAGAGCACAAUCUACCAGGCUGGCCAAUCACAGCAGGUUAUCAUGUUCGAGUGCAAGAGGGUAUUCGACAAGAGCCCGACGAUCCGUAUCAGCUACCUUGCCGGUGCCUUGCAGGCCAUCACUCUCAAGCUGCCACUCGCCGCUCACAAGUUUAUGGACCCCGCAGACCUGACCGCCGAAGACUUCUUCAAGCGCUGGAAGCAGAUCGGCGGAGCGCCUCGCGAGGCCCAGGGUAUCUUUGGCCUGUCUCCCGGCAAGGUUGCUGACAGGGAGAUCACCGAGUCUUUCGUCAGACAGACAGUCGACGGCUUCAGGUGGCGCAUCCUGGACGGUGUUGACCCCAACGCGAAGAACUUUGUCGGUGCCAGUGUUUUGCAUACCUCUGAAUCAGGCAAAUUUGGUUGCUUGAUGCGUCUGGAGCCCAACUACGGAACUCAGAUGAUCCGUCUGACCAUCCGCGCAACCGACGAGAGCGUCCCCGCCACUCUUCUGAAGAUGAUGCAGGAGCGCCUCGCCGCCGGAUACACGCCAGAAAAGUUCCAAGCCCCGACCCCGAGCGAGAUAUCGGACGCCUUUAGCAAUAUCCUGGUCACAUAG